AUGGCGCCACCUCAAAUUUUAAUCUUGGGACACUCCUUUAUUCGUCGUCUUGCUGGGUUUUUGCAGAAAAGGGGGCACGAACACCUCAUGGCCAAACUCUCAUCUCUAGGGUCCAUACGUUUUCAUGGUGUAGGUGGCCGCACAAUUGCGAAGGUUCGGAAGUUUGAUUUAGGCAUAAUUCGCCGUCUAAGUCCUGAUAUUAUAGUCUUGGAGUUGGGUUCUAACGACUUAACCAAACUGCCGGCACAAACCGUCGGUUCGGAGCUUGAAACUUUAGUGCGAUAUCUGCACGACGAGUUUAAUGUGAAAAGCAUUGCAGUAUGCCAAGUUAUUCGGCGGCACUCCCCUCAGUGUACUGCGUACAAUUUAAAAGUUACCAAACUUCAUUUGUAUCUUAAGGCUGUUCUCGAACCAAUACCUUACUGCUUGUACUGGAAACACAGGGGUUUCUGGAACUCCCGGGAAAACAAUUACUUGCCCAGGGUUCUCAAUAGAUUUUUAAGUAGGAGGUGAUCACUGAUAAAGUAGGAGGCUCUUCAGCAAAGCCAGAGGUGUCAAAACAAAGCAAAGAAAAGCGACUUAAACACAAAGUAAGCGGCUAUAAAUCCCAAAGUAAGUGGCGAUCAAUCGCCGGGUGCCGCCUUCUAUUGAGAACCCUGAACUUGCCGGAUGGAGUUCACUUAAAUGAUUUGGGCAACUUAAAGUUGUUUCGAAGUAUCCGGGGUGCAGUCAUUAAGGCCGCAGGCCUAGUGGGCUGAUAAUUUCACGAUUGUAUGAAUUCCCAAGUGCAUAAUUAUGUCGUUGUAAUAUAUAGUGACGAGUGAGGCAUUUUUCUCUUAUAGUCUGACUAGUGCCCAGUGCACUCAGGCCAUUAUAGGACGUUUGUCCUCAAUGUGUCCAUGCACCAUAUCCUCUAUAUUUUGUUUGUCGCUUGAGACAGGCCUGUCAGAAUUUUUGCCUCAAGUCACAUGUUUAUUUUGUGAUAUAGUGAUACCCGACACAUAAUUUUUGCGCCCGGUGAACGUUGGUGCGCCUAUCUCUAUUGUUUUGUGUCCAUGUAUCAUAUAUCCACAUUUUUCCUCUAUUGCAUUCGAUCCGUUGCGUACACCAAAAUUUGGCCGGCUGACUGCAACCCGUUUUUACUCUCUUUACUAUGCUUUGUUUAAUUACUUAUGUUAGGGGUCUUAGUCAUGCGUUACUGGUCAUUAAUGUUGUGCGGUUUAUUUAAGUCAUGCCUCCUAAGAAAAUCAGCUAAACAGGCGGGUAGGUCAGCUGCCAAGAUCACAAAAACGAGCGACCCCAUCCUCUAGUGCCUCGAGUGACCUGGCCGAGGUUUCAGCAGCGCAACAAACAGCUGAACCUGUGAACCUCGUGGACUUAACGAGCGUGGUCACAUUGGCAGUGACAGAGGCCCUGAAAGCAGUUGGAGUUGGGCAAACGACCCCAUUAUCCAGUCCUCCCACGGUUAACCAAAGUCCUUGGCCUGUAGAUGCCUCAGCCACAGUGGAGACCGCCACAGCUGCCGAGAUAGUCAGCAUUUCAUCCCUGUCGGCGGGUAUGUCAAUCUCAAAUUCCAAUGACAAACCUAGUGAAGUGAACUUCACGAGCGUAGCAAUUGAUUUGGAGGCACGGGUGUCGGCUAAGCUCAAGGCAAAGAUCUGGGCCGAUGAAUACAUUUAUUUUGGGGCGCUACUAUCGUCUUUUCCCGACGAUGAUAAAUUUAUUCUCUCUUUUAAUUGCCUCGAGCCAUCCAAACCAAAGCCUAAGUUUUUAUCCUUGGGGCAAUGGCAGACGGCUUUUAAUACCUUUGUGGCUGUUUAUACAGUUAAAUACCCGCUAAAGGUUGCGGCUUUGCUUAAAUAUUGUGAAGUUGUCAGAGAUAUUGCUAAUAAGUCGGGAAACUGGCGUUAUUACGACCAGCAAUUCCGCUAUUUGCGUCAAACAAAUCCAGAGAAAUUUCCCUGGGACAGGGUAAUGUGGGAACUUUGA
Messenger RNA from Porites lobata, 1989 nucleotides. The record is from the annotation of a GenBank genome assembly. Lineage: Eukaryota; Metazoa; Cnidaria; Anthozoa; Scleractinia; Poritidae.